Messenger RNA from Fulvia fulva, 1224 nucleotides. RefSeq names its product Cell fusion protein cfr1. The coding region runs from base 1 to 1224 and encodes 407 amino acids. Gene Ontology annotation, molecular function: protein dimerization activity. Gene Ontology annotation, biological process: conjugation with cellular fusion; Golgi to plasma membrane transport. Gene Ontology annotation, cellular component: exomer complex; trans-Golgi network. The transcript is spliced from 2 exons. The record is from RefSeq and is a predicted model, not a curated record. Lineage: Eukaryota; Fungi; Ascomycota; Dothideomycetes; Mycosphaerellales; Mycosphaerellaceae.
AUGCUCGUCUCUCUCACCGUCGGCAAAGUCGAUGCCGGCGUUGCUGUCCUGCUCACGGAGGACAAGCGCCUGAUCGAGUUCCCUUCCAUCCUCCUACCAGCAGACAUUCACUCCGGCAGCAUUGUCGACAUCAACGUAGCACGCAACCAACACGCCGAGCUCAUCGCCGACCAGAAGUUCAACUCCCUCCAGACAGACAUCUUCGAGACCUUCGGCACCAGAUCGCCCUCUCCCCCCGUCUUGAGAUGCAGGAACGCUACGCAGACCAGCGUCGUGCUGGAAUGGGAUCCUAUCGAUCUUGCGACCGCUGAGAUGCGCAGCUUGAGUCUAUACAGGAACGGCACAAAGGCAGGAAACAUUCCACGAGACAAGCUCAGCACCAAGAUCAGUGGGCUCGCAUUGGACACCGAGUACACCUUUCAUCUGGUAUUACGCACGAGCGCCGGGCAGUACUCGUCGGAGAAGCUUACAGUCAAGACGCACAAGAUGACGGAUCUCAGUGGUAUUACCGUGACACCGGGUGUCAUGAACAACCAGCUCAAGGACAGCUUGGCAGAGACCGUCAAUCGCAUUGGCGCGAAGAUCAUCGACUCGGUCCGCAUUGAUACCACACACUUCGUCUGCACUGAAGCUAGGGGUCAGGCAUGGGAGAAGGCUGUAGAGAUGAACGUGCCGGUGGUGGUACCCGACUGGAUCAAAGGCUGCGAACGAGAGGGCAAGAUUGUCGGCGUCAGAGGAUACUACUUGGAUGCAGAUCCUAAGCUGAGGCAAAUGGGACCCAGCACACAUCAGCAGCGAGGAAGUGUGUCGAGUGCGACCGCACCGCCGCAUCGCGAUAGUCCGCGGAUCGAGCAUACUCCACCAACGCCAGAACGUCCGACCCACGGGAACAGAGAGCAGGAAGCACCGACAUCCCCAGCGGAGCCGCCAACACCACCUCCCAAGACAGUCGAUCAGCGUCUUGCAGAGGAGUCGACGGAGCAGGACGGGCACUCGUUCGGAGGCAGCACGUUGAACGAGAAGCCAGUGGCUGCAGACGAUUCGGACGACGAGUCAGACGGAACAGAAACGCUGUCGAGGGAUGUAGAAAAAGCGAAGAUAGAGGACGAUCAGGAUGACGAGGAUGACGAGGACGAUGGGCCGGCUCCAUCGAAAGGCAAGUCUCCAGCAGAACCUACAACUCCUGGCCAGAAGGACGAUGAGUUCAGCGAAGUCCAGCUGUAG